Messenger RNA from Emericellopsis cladophorae, 492 nucleotides. RefSeq lists its product as uncharacterized. The transcript is spliced from 2 exons. The coding region runs from base 1 to 492 and encodes 163 amino acids. The record is from RefSeq and is a predicted model, not a curated record. NCBI's taxonomy places the organism in Eukaryota, Fungi, Ascomycota, Sordariomycetes, Hypocreales, Bionectriaceae.
AUGGCUACACUGCAAUACUCCACGCCCUCGCUGCUGGCCGUCGCCACUGGCCUCCUAGGUUCAGCAUGGGCAUCCGGUACAAUCGCAUCUAUGUCUCUGGUGGGCAUGCCCACAGCAAUGUCAGCGCCCAAUGAUUCGGUCUACAUCUGGCACGGCAUCUUCACACGUGGCAUGAAUGUCAUGCCCAAGGUCGCCAUCCUCAUCGCAGCCGCAUACUCAUACGUGGCCUAUGAUGCGCGCCAUCGAGGUGUGAACUGGAAAGGAUACCUUGCGGCGGGCGGCGCUGUACUCUUCAUCAUUCCCUUUACCCUCCUCUUCAUUGCCGGUACCAAUGCCACCCUGAUCAGCGCAUCCAAGGGGGCGACCGUCUUGUCACGGGGUAGAGCCUCGGAGCUCAUUGGGAAAUGGAGCGUGUUGAAUCUGGGGAGGAGUCUGUUCCCCUUGGCAGGUGCCAUCAUAGGGCUGAGCACGUUUCUCGGGAACUUGUCCUGA